Exaiptasia diaphana is the source of this 2803-nucleotide messenger RNA. Its product is annotated as cytochrome P450 27C1. Lineage: Eukaryota; Metazoa; Cnidaria; Anthozoa; Actiniaria; Aiptasiidae. Bases 104 to 1660 code for a protein of 518 amino acids. The transcript has 9 exons. Gene Ontology annotation, molecular function: monooxygenase activity; heme binding; oxidoreductase activity, acting on paired donors, with incorporation or reduction of molecular oxygen. The record is from RefSeq and is a predicted model, not a curated record.
CAUGUGACUUUAUGAACAGUCGAUUUUUUGUGUCAGGGAGAUUCACUAUUACAAGAUUAAUCCCAACCAAUCGAUCAACGAAAAAAGAAUAUAUGUGUACGUUAUGCUGUUGAUGCCAAGGUUUACGUUAUCUCAUCGAGUAUCGUUGCGUUUAGUUCAAGCUCACCGUACUCAGUCAACCGUUCGACUUAAAAACAUCACAAACAACUCCUCAGAAAGUUAUGCUCGUCCUAUGAAAGACAUGCCAGGACCUAAAGGACCACCGUACAUUGGUUCAAUCCAUCGGUACAUAAUGGCAGGAGGGUUGAAGAAUAUGCACAAAGUCCAGCAGAAGUUGUUUGAAGAAUUUGGACCAAUAUUCAAAGAAACAUUAUUCGGUCGAACGAUGGUCCAUGUUCUUGAUCCUGACGCAACAGCGAAGGUGUUUCGUUCAGAAGGAAAAUAUCCUGUGAGGAUAGGAAUUGAGCCAUGGACAAAGGUGUUCAACGAGCAAGGGCUUCAUUCCAUUGGUACCAGCGAUGGACCUGAGUGGAAACACCUCAGGAAAGCAGUACAGUCUAAAAUGAUGAGACCAAAGGAGCUGCACGACAACAUCUGGAAUUUCAAUCGUGUUGUCGAUGAUGCACUUGAAAGCAUACGUUGUGCAAGGGGUCGAGAUACUUCCGAGGGAGAAGUUGCUACUUUAUCAGAUGAAUUASAGAAAUGGUCUAUGGAGUCUGUUGGCGUACUAGUGUUUGAUACAAAGAUAGGGCUUUACGAAGAUCCACCUAGGGAAGGAGCAUUAGAGAGUAUACAAGCUAUUAAAGACACAUUUACUACCACGUACAAACUUGGCUUUGGCCCUGAAAGCAUGUUUUACAAAAAGUUUGAUACACCUUCGCUGAAAAAGUUACGCAAAAGUAUAAAAUUUUCCAGAGAUUUCGCGAAGAAGUACGUGAAGGUAAAAUUGGAUGAAUUGAGGGAAGAUUUAAAGAAUCCAGAAAAAUUGACUCAUGGGGAAGGGGUACCUUUGCUAAGUUUUCUGUUGGCUAAAGGAGAGCUUUCGGUAGAUGAAAUUGCGGACAAUUGCGUGGAUAUGUUUCUAGGCGGAGUUGAUACGACAUCUAUUAUGUUGAUGGGCGCACUGUAUAGAUUAGCCACAAAUCAAGAUGUCCAGGAACGCCUUCGUCAUGAAAUUGAAACAGUAACUGGUAAAGAUGGUGAGCUAACUUCUCAGGACAUGGGGAAGAUCCCCUACAUGAAGGCAUAUAUCAAAGAAGUGUUGAGAUUGGAUGGUAUUGCAAUAGGUGUUACAAGAGUUCUCGACCAAGACAUUGUUUUAUGUGGCUAUAAUGUUAAAGCAGGGACUCCAAUCUUGCAAAACAGCUACACAGCUGCGCGGUCAGAGACUUAUUUCAAAGAUGCUGAAACAUUCAAACCAGAACGCUGGCUGAGAGAUAGUGGCGAGGAGAUCCAUCCAUUUUCUUCUCUACCAUUUGGAUUUGGUCCCCGGAUGUGUAUGGGGAAACGAACUGCUGAACUGGAAGUGAUGCUAUUCUUGUCAAAGGUUGUUCAGAGAUUCAAGUUGGAAUACAAUCACAAGCCUUUAGAGAAAGUAACCAUUUUAAUGCUCCGACCARAAGAGAAGAAUAUCAAAAUCAAUUUCAUAGAUAGAGAUUAACCCCUUAAGUGCYGUAUACGACGUACUGAGUACGUCAUAAAAAACUGUAUACAAUGUGCCUAUAAUUAUGCCGUACUCAGUACAUCCAAAUUUGCAGUGUUUUAGUUAAAUCUUCGGCACAUCGUUGGCACUUGAUUCCGGCAUAUCGAAAUCAACUGUGUUUCUUGAGAGACUGGACACUAGUAUGUGAAUUACGUGCGUGAGCCUUUGGAGCGUGUAUGAAUAAAUUAAAUGCAUUUUCAUUCCAAGAUGGCCGCCAUCUUGUCAUCUUCGAUUUUGUUAGGUGGAAAUAUGACUUUUUUACGAGCUAAAACUUAGUAAUUUCAAACGAUUUAGUAAAUAAUGGCUCACUUUACUGCUCAAUAAGCAUUGGAUCAGUUAUGGAAUGAUUCUGGAGAGGAAAUAAGUUUUUUUUCUAAAUGUGACCCUGUAAAAUCACAAUUUUCCCACGAUUAUGACGUCAUAAUAAUAUAGAAUUACAAAAACACACUUCAUUCCAUGUUCAUUAGAAAGACAGAUUUCUUAGCUUCACAGAAAUAUAUACAUUGUUUAUGUUAGAGAGUAUGACUGUAGCUAAAAAAAAAUAUUUCCGAAGAUCACUAAAUUUGACAUAUUUUUGUGAGKCACACUGUGUACAAAGUGCAUUGGCAGCGAAGGRGUUAAUACCACAUCACAAUUACAAUAUCCAAAUCUUCACAAACAAUUACACAGCCAAUCAGUCAGAGACUUAUUUAUAGAUGCUACACUAAAUUAAAAAUAGUCACUGUGGCACAUGACCAAAAGAGAUGUAAGAUAGCUAGACCGUAUGAACAUAGAACAGAAAUUCUAACAAGUCAAUUUGUUUACUUACAAGGGUAGUAGAGGAGGGGAUGGGAGGGGGARGUGAAGCARCCUCGUUCCAACAAAGCGAGCAGAGAAGCUCUGGAACCGAGAUUGGAGUUGAAGGGGGCAYACUCCAUCUUAUUUUAAUAAAAUAUUUUWAAAAAWUUAAAAUUCAAUCAAAUUUCACUGCCCCCUUCAAAGAAAGCAGUUAUCAUAUGCAUUAAGCUUAUUAAAAUUUAACUAAGAUUAUAUAAAUAGCUUAUCAAAUAAAAAUGAAAGUCUCAAACCUUGAGUAGUCUUCUUGGUCCUUUUAAGCGAUUU